This is a messenger RNA of Odobenus rosmarus divergens (Pacific walrus), 1082 nucleotides long. It is a transcript of the gene MRPL24, whose product is annotated as mitochondrial ribosomal protein L24. The record is from RefSeq and is a predicted model, not a curated record. Gene Ontology annotation, biological process: translation. Gene Ontology annotation, cellular component: ribosome; mitochondrion. The coding region runs from base 333 to 983 and encodes 216 amino acids. Lineage: Eukaryota; Metazoa; Chordata; Mammalia; Carnivora; Odobenidae. Gene Ontology annotation, molecular function: RNA binding; structural constituent of ribosome. The transcript has 6 exons.
GGGGAUAGCGUGCUCAGGGCGCAGGUGCGGGCGGCGCGGCUACGCGGCGGGAAGCGGAGGUGAGCGUGCGGUACCCAGGUGGUGGUGACCUCGCUGGGCUCGCCCGGGAGCCGGGGUUGGGAAGGGCUUUCGUUUGCCCCGGCCGUGGCUCAGUCGGCUGCUUGGAGCGUGCUCCACACCCAAUGCGGGGCUUGAACUCAGGACCCUAAGAUUAAGAGUCACAUGCUCUCCCGACUGAGCCAGCCAGGAGCCCCUCUAUCCAUCUACUUCAGAGCUGACUAGGAAGGUUUCUGGAUCUUCCCUGGCCAGGGGAUUUCUCCCGGCCUCCAGCCAUGCGUCUCUCUGCCCUGCUGGCCUUGGCUUCCAAGGUCACUCUGCCCCGAGACUACCGCUAUGGGAUGAGCCGCCCAGGCUCUCUGGCAGACAGGAGGAAGAACCCUCCAGGGACCAGGCGGCGCCGGGUGGCUGUGGAACCCAUCUCUGAUGAAGAAUGGCAUCUGUUCUGUGGGGACACGGUGGAGGUUCUCGAAGGCAAGGAUGCUGGGAAGCAAGGCAAAGUGGUUCAAGUCAUCCGGCAGCGCAACUGGGUGGUCCUGGAGGGACUGAAUACACACUACCGCUAUGUUGGCAAGACCGGGGAGUACCGGGGAACCAUGAUCCCUAGCGAAGCACCCUUGCUCCACAACCAGGUCAAACUUGUGGAUCCUGUGGACAGGAAACCCACUGAGGUGGAAUGGAGAUUCACAGAGGCAGGAGAGCGGGUACGUGUCUCCUCAAGAUCAGGAAGAAUUAUCCCCAAACCUGAUUUUCCCAGAGCUGAUGGCAUCGUCCCUGAAACAUGGACCGAUGGUCCCAAAGACACCUCGGUGGAAGAUGCUCUAGAAAGAACCUAUGUGCCCUGCUUAAAGACACUGGAGGAAGAGGUGAUGGAGGCCAUGGGGAUCCAGGAGACUCGGAGACACAAGAAGGUCUACUGGUAUUGAACCUGGGGGCGCAGCCUCUCCCCUCCUUGUCUUCACCUUGAAGGCCAGGGCUACCUCUUCUCCAGACCCCAAUAAAGAGCCACGAGUCUUCCCCCGCGU